Siniperca chuatsi (mandarin fish) is the source of this 5134-nucleotide messenger RNA. Its product is annotated as somatostatin receptor type 2-like. Gene Ontology annotation, biological process: neuropeptide signaling pathway; cellular response to estradiol stimulus; cellular response to glucocorticoid stimulus. The coding region runs from base 434 to 1546 and encodes 370 amino acids. Gene Ontology annotation, cellular component: neuron projection; membrane. The record is from RefSeq and is a predicted model, not a curated record. Gene Ontology annotation, molecular function: neuropeptide binding; somatostatin receptor activity. The transcript has 2 exons. Lineage: Eukaryota; Metazoa; Chordata; Actinopteri; Centrarchiformes; Sinipercidae.
AGACAGCCUCUCUUGCGUUCAGAGGUGAGUCGCUUCAGCACCUCCUCAGCGCUGUUCACGCGCGUCCUUCAGGAUAUCCGCGCUCUCCGUCUGAAGCAGCGACAGCGCGCAUCACAUCACGAGCGCAUCGGAGCUUUGUGCAGAGCCAAGCAAGUGGCGUUUGAAUUUUAUUUACUUGUCCUCUUCUCCUCGCCUGUCACGCAGGCUACAUUAUGAGAUUAUUAAAAGGAAAAUUCACAUUGCAGAGAUGCUUUUCCACUUCGAUGCCGGUGAGACAAACUUGAGGAAUAUUUGAAGAUGAAGAUGAUGAAUCUGUCCUAAAGACUGAAAUACUUUCAUCCUUACUGAAGUGGCGUAGUUUGUAAAUAGUGAAAAUCCAGUUGCAGGUGAGAUGCCAUAAUCCAUUUGAGACAGAGAGAGACAGUGAGGUAUCAUGGACUCCUGGAUCUUCCCAUCGUCCCCUCCGAACCUGUCGGAGCACCUCAUGUAUGAUAGCUUCAUGCAGGGCAAUGAGUCCGACCUCCAUGGGAACUACACAGACCACAGCUUCAACAGAACCAGCACGGUGGUCAUCACCUGCAUGUACUUUCUGGUUUGCACCGUGGGGCUCUGCGGAAACGCCCUCGUCAUCUACGUCAUCCUGCGCUACGCCAAAAUGAAGACAGUUACCAACAUCUACAUCCUCAACCUGGCAGUGGCUGACGUGCUCUUCAUGCUGGGCCUGCCAUUUAUCGCCAUCCAGUUGGCGCUGGUCCAUUGGCCAUUCGGUCCUGUGCUCUGCAGGGUGGUGAUGACCGUCGACUCCCUAAACCAGUUCACAUCCAUCUUCUGCCUGAUGGUCAUGAGCAUCGACCGCUACCUGGCUGUGGUGCAUCCCAUUAAGUCCACAAAGUGGCGCAAGCCACGCAUGGCCAAGACUAUCAACUUAACAGUGUGGGGGGUGUCGCUGAUGGUUAACCUGCCCAUCGUUAUCUACAGCGGCGUCAUCACAAAGCACGACGGCUGCUUCUGCACCAUCGUGUGGCCUGAGCCUCAGGAGGCCUACUACACAGCGUUCAUGUUCUACACCUUCAUCCUGGGUUUCUUCCUGCCCCUCAUGGUCAUCUGCCUUUGCUACUUGUUCAUCAUCAUUAAGGUGAAGUCCUCAGGCAUCCGUGUGGGCUCCUCCAAGAGGAAGCGCUCAGAGAGGAAGGUGACUCGGAUGGUGUCCAUCGUGGUGGCAGUGUUUGUCUUCUGCUGGCUGCCUUUCUACGUCUUCAACGUCACCUCGGUGACGGGAACCAUCAGCACCACACCCAUCCUGAGGAGCACCUUUGCUUUCGUGGUGGUUCUAGGAUACGCCAACAGCUGCGCCAAUCCCAUCCUGUAUGCCUUCCUGUCGGAGAACUUCAAGAAGAGUUUCCAGAAUGUUCUAUGUCUUAAGAAAGUGGGUGGGCUGGAUGAGGUUGACCGCAGCGAUAGCCGGCAAGAUAAGUCUCGCAUGAUGAAUGACCCCACGGAGACCCAAAGUACUCUGCUGAAUGGAGACCUGCAGACCAGCAUCUGAGAGGAAGGUUAUAGGACUCCCAUACACACACACACACACACACACACACACACACACACACACACUCAUACAGACUGACAUCUCUGUGAAACUAAUAACAGUCAGCUCUUAUCAACAUCUGUACGGUCACAUCAGAGAGGAUGAGGACAUGAUUAAAUAUUAAACAAGGAGUUCACAGAGAAACAUGUCCCUUGUUGAGGAGGACAAAGCACCUACAGAAAUUAUGAAUAACAACAUGUGGAACUGCACUGUUCCUCUAUCUGCCUUUGACACAUUGUUGGGUUUCCCUGGCUGUAAACAAAUCCAUUAUAACAUAAUCAGAAGUUCAUACAGGUGUUUGCUCUGUGCUGUAAAUGAAAAUGAAAUCUGUUUGACUGUUUGUUCUCAGUAUAUUGAUUCUGAGGUAAGGCAGAAGGGACACCAACACACUUACAAAUGGUCCCCUGGGUGACAUGAAUUUUCCCUGGAGACCCAGGAUUAUAUACAUAGUUUACAGCAGAGGGCAUGGGCCAAGUUUCCAUACUCCUGUAUUGUGUAAAAAUAACAGCAUAACAGUGUGCUCAUAUGGUGCAAAACAACAUACUGUUGUUAAAACUGGCAACCUUAUCAUUCCUCUACUUUUCUUCCUGUCUUGUUUGCAGGUUAUUUUCUCUGGAGGGUGGUUUGACUGUAAAUAACUGUACAGAAAAUGGGCAAAGAGACAGAGGGGAGACAGAGAGUCAGAAGAUUUUAUAUUUAGUGUUAUUUAGUUUCAAAACUCUAAAUCUGACUUGUGAAUAAGUAAUGAUUAUUUUCAGACACAGUACGUAAUGGAUGUCAGUGCCAUUGAUUCUUGUGUUUGGUAGUUUACAGUCUGAUUUAAUGUGUGACCAGUUUUACUUGUGAUAGAAAUGUAUCAAAUGUAAAUGUGAAUAACAGUGUUCAGCAGGCAAAUAUUUUGUACUGUGUCACUCGCUGCUUCAUUAUAGCUACAUGCAUAAUUAAUAUUGGCUCAGUCAAUAUACCGAGCCAGCCUCUAACCAAAAUGCUGCUAAGAUGUAUAGAAAUUCACACUAUUAUAAAGUAAUUUCACUGUAUGCCUGUUUCUACUGGACUGAAUUUCUGUUGGGAUCUGUUCUUUGUCACAGCUUAUUUACCAUUAUUUAUGUAUAUCAUGUAAUAAUGUUGCUGUCAUUGUUUGCAGUUGUUACAGUAAUGGCUUUUAUCAAAAAUGCCAGACUGCAUGAUUCUAAAUGAUUCAAUAUGAAUGCUGAGUAGUGGCUCAGCUUCAUCUUUUUAUGUCAUCUGAGAGCAUAAAACCUGCUCAGAUAAUAAUGAUUUAAUAAUAAUGAUUAUUUUACUCUGUUACUCUCCCUAUAUUUGAAUAGAGUUAUAAGAAGCAGAUGGGUUGCUAUCCUGGACGUAGUGCAAUGGGAUUUAAGCUGGAUUUAAAAUAUUUGUGUUUAAACACAUGUUCAGUUUAUUGUUAUUUCACUGUGUUGUACAACAGAAAACACUGUUUGGUAACUGUCUGUUGAAUUUUGAUGUGCUGUUUCCCUGUUUUCUUUGACUUUGCGAAUAUAAGAGGCUUAGCAUGUCCCAUGCUGCCUCCCAUUGCGAGCUACUUGUAAACACUUUGUAUGCUGAGGCUGAACCAUCCUCCUUUUAUAAUCCGUGGCAUUUGGGAGGCCACAUUUCAAGUGUGGUUUCUGUCCCCGGGUGUCUGAGAGAUGUGAAUUUGCGAAGGGCUAGAACACUUAUCCUCAAGAGGCUCUGGUGUUCCUUUAUUAUCAUCACCGCGCUGCUCCAGGAGUCCGCAGUUCAUCCUGCCAUCCUGUGACUCCCUGUCCGUUGCCGUAGUCAGAUUACUAUCUAUAUAAGUUAUUAAACUUUUACCCUACAUGUGCAGGUUCCUUCAUACACACCAAAGCCAGUGACAGAUUAUGAUUAAUGUGAAAAAGAUUCCUGAGUGUGUGUGUGUUGCAAAAAUGUGAGGUAAAAUAUAUGUCACUAUUGAUAUUUAAAUAUAUAUAUUCAAUACAUACAAACCACUCUAAGCAUGUUGUUUUGAGAUAUAUAACUUCUUCAUGUGUUAGUCUUGCAUGAUACACAGAAGCGCGCACACACACACACACACACACACACACACACACACACACAGACACACACAUUGUGAACCGCUAUAUCGAAUAUUGAAUCAAAUAUCCAUAUCCAAUCUCUGUCUCUGCAGUUCUGCUGAAUUUGUUACCUGGACUGUAACGUCUUAUUACUGCUGAAAGACAUGACACACCUCUAGUGUCCUAUAUUUCCAUAGUAACAGUGACCAAGAGUGUUGGCCCCAUGGUUACAUUCAUUAGCAUAAUAGAAAUAGAGAGAUGACUUUGGACAUGAAUUAUGAAUGUAGACAUUGUUCAGAUGCCAGAAAGAAAAAAUAAAUAAAUAAAGGCUGCAUCCACCGAGCUGUGAAACCAAACACCUCAGUUACAUUAAACCUGAUUAAAAUGUAUAGUUUGUGUCAGUGUGCAGUAGCCUACAAAAUGUAAAACCAAACCAAACACCUUGCUUUAGUGUAUCAUAAUAGCAGAUAUUAGAGAACACAAUGGCAUACUGGCCACACUGUUAGUUAAUGCAGACUGGACAUGCAUAGGUUGUACAAUAUCAUCCAGCUGUUGUAGAGUUGUUGUAGUAAUUAUGAUUCUGGCAAAUACUUUUCUUACAAUAAUGAUUGUAGUUUAUUUUUCAUCUUUCUUAAACAGCUCCAUUUCUUAAGACUAUAUUGCAGAUUUUCUACUUGGUAUUUGUUCCAUUUGUGUUUUAGUUUAGCAUGUUUUUUAUGAGUCUUAAUUUAAUUGCUCAAAUGUUAUGUUAAAGGUUUUACUGUUUCCGUAGAAAAUUUGCAUUAUUUAUGUUCUUCCAGUUCCUGUUCUGUUUGGUUACACUGAAAGACCAAGUUUGAUGGAGCAAACUAAGAUUAUGUGUAGUUGUGCUGAAACUAAAUAAAGUAAGAAAUAAGUUACAUAUAGUAUUUUUUCUUUUGGUGCAAUAUUAUGAAAAACUAAUGCUAAAAGAUAUGAAAUAUUUAAAUAAAAAGACAUUUUUUUUAAUGAAUGGUAAAAUACUGUAUGUUUACAUUAUAUUAAAAGUUUGGAUUUCCCAUGACAAUUAUUUCCAAAAUAAUUACAAGUCAUUACAAAUCACACAUGUUGAACAAAUUUAAGCUUGUCACAUGUAGUCUUUUAGGUAAUAUUAAUGUCUGCUGCUAAUUACUGUAGAAACGCACAGCAUGUUAUAACAAACGUGUGAAAACAAUUCUUUUAUGACUCUCAUGUAUACAUUCCUUUUCCUUUCAUUUUCUCAGUCUGGAAUGUGUUUACAUACUGCAUUGCACACAAUCUUAAAUGCAGGUUUGAGUUUUAUUUUUUUCAGACUGUAUCUAAGAUUCUUGAUUUGACCACAAAGCGGCACCAUAAUCAAAUGUGUAACUAGUGCUGCUCCACAGCCAGAAAUCCAUCAGAGUUUUAGUAGACAGGUGAGAGUGCAUGUUUGCAAAUGUGUUUCACUGUAUUCAGUCUAUCAACUAUUGGUUAAUAAAAGGUUAUGUGUCCUUUA